Cokeromyces recurvatus is the source of this 1636-nucleotide messenger RNA. RefSeq names its product P-loop containing nucleoside triphosphate hydrolase protein. The record is from RefSeq and is a predicted model, not a curated record. Gene Ontology annotation, cellular component: cytoplasm. Gene Ontology annotation, molecular function: ATP hydrolysis activity; ATP binding. The transcript is spliced from 7 exons. NCBI's taxonomy places the organism in Eukaryota, Fungi, Mucoromycota, Mucoromycetes, Mucorales, Mucoraceae. The coding region runs from base 329 to 1609 and encodes 426 amino acids.
GGAUAAUUGGUUUAAACAAGUUAAAAAUGAGAUUGGAGGUUAUGAUGAAUUGAUAAAGCAUAUCAUUGAAAAGAUAAGUCUUGUAAAUAAUGAUACUUUAUUGUCUUCAUUACCUCGUUCCAAAGGUACACUUCUUUAUGGUAUACCUGGAACAGGAAAAACAGCUGUGGCGACAUCUAUUGCAAAACAUUCAAAUUUACCUUAUUAUCAAUUGGAUUGUCCUGAAAUAUUUCAAACAGGUUAAUAUUAGCAUCAUAUUGGGAAAAUAUAAAUUAAAUAUGUGUUAUAUAUAUAUGUAUUAUAUUGUAUAGAGGAAGGAGCAAGUGAAAUGAAAUUAGCCAACUUUUUUAAGCAAAUUAAACAACAUUCUAUGUCUAUUUUAAUAUUGGAUGAAUUGGAUAUGAUUGCUGGGAAGUGGACAUCGAAAAAGAGUGCACUUGAUAUUCGGCUUGCUUCCAUGUUGAUGAUGUUGAUUGAUGAUUUAAAAAAUGCAUAUAUAAUUGGUAUAACAAGUCGAUUGCAUGCGAUCGAUACAUCGUUUUUAAGAUCAGGACGUUUAGAUGAUUUGCAAAUCAUGAGUGUUAAAACACCCAAACAAAGAUACGAGAUAUUAAAUAUACUUACAAAAAAGCUUCCUUUCAAAUCAUGUCAAGAAGGUCAUGAAAUACUUGAAGAUAUAUCCAAAAUAACUCAUGGGUUUGUAUCAAGUGAUUUGGAAAGUCUAUCCUCUUUUACUACUCUUUUGUAUAUAAAACAACAAGCACCAUUUAUUACACAUGAGCAUUUUAUACAAACUUUAGCAACGAUUAAAAAGCCAUCUAAUCUGAAUGAAUAUUCGACACAGAUACCUACUAUUCGAUUUAAUGAUAUUUAUGGGAUGGAUGACAUCAUACAGGAGAUAAAGGCAUCUGUCAUCCAACCCUUUCAUCAUCCAGAACAUUAUCAUUAUUUGGGCAUUACACCACCAAAGGGUAUCUUGAUUCAUGGACCUACAGGUGUAGGUAAAACAAUGCUUUGUUGUGCCUUAGCCUCAGAAGUAGGAGUUAAUUUUAUGUUGGUUGAAAGUUCACAAGUUCGAUCGAAAAUCAUCGGUGAAUCAGAGAAGAGUCUUGCUAAACUAUUCCAACAGGCAAGAGCCAAUUCACCUUGUAUCUUAUUUAUUGAUCAGAUUGACAUGUUAUUACCUAAAAGAGGAACAAGCCAAUCAACAGAAAAUACAAGUGAUCGUAUUGUAACAGGCUUUUUAACAGAAAUGGAUGGAUUAUUAACGAAAGCAGGAAACACGCAUAUUGAUGUACUAGUCGUUGCUGCAACAAAUAGAAUAGAAGCCAUUGAUAAUGCAGUGUUAAGACCUGGUAGAUUUGAUGAACAUAUUUACAUUCCAUUACCAAAUGAUAAGCAACGUAAAGAGAUUAUUCAAGGCAUUAGUUCAAAAAUGCCAAUUGAUUUAAGUGAACAAGAAAUAGAAGACCUGGUGAAUAAAACUCAGCAUUGGUCAGGAGCGCAAUUAGACAAUUUAUUUAGAGAAGCAGCAUUAACAAGUAUAAGAGAGAAUAUAAAUAAUGAAAGGAUUUCAAAUUUACACUUGAUGAAAUCAUUUUUAAAAUAAAAUAAAAUAAAAUAAAAAUUCAAAUUC